Sinocyclocheilus rhinocerous is the source of this 3856-nucleotide messenger RNA. RefSeq names its product platelet-derived growth factor receptor, beta polypeptide (gene pdgfrb). Gene Ontology annotation, molecular function: ATP binding; platelet-derived growth factor binding; platelet-derived growth factor beta-receptor activity. Lineage: Eukaryota; Metazoa; Chordata; Actinopteri; Cypriniformes; Cyprinidae. Gene Ontology annotation, biological process: positive regulation of kinase activity; cell chemotaxis; cell surface receptor protein tyrosine kinase signaling pathway. Gene Ontology annotation, cellular component: signaling receptor complex; plasma membrane. The record is from RefSeq and is a predicted model, not a curated record. The coding region runs from base 271 to 3492 and encodes 1073 amino acids. The transcript is spliced from 23 exons.
GGAUGUUGGUUUUACUAUUGCGUGAGUGAACCCUGCUGUGGUCAUUUGACUAAAUAAACAGAUCUGCUGCCCAACCUCCUCUCCGCCUCUCUCCGUCUGAGACCCUGGAGACCCGAGCUUUAGCUCCAUCCCUCCCUCCAGCAGCUGUAUGAGCGACCGCUACAGAGAUCUCAGACAGAGAGAGAGACGAGGAGAGGCAGACAGCGAGAAGUUAGGCUUUUCCUAGCCAUGCUUUUGCUCUGACGUCCAGGCGUCUGCUGAAGAGUCUAAAUGUGUCCUGCUCUGGAAGGCAGCAUGAAGAGUUUCAGCCGGUCCCAACUGACUGCCAUGACAACAGGUUUGCUCCUGCUCUCUCUGGGUAGUUCAGGUCUGGAGCUCAAUCCCAGCGUCACUCAGAUCAUCCUCUCCAUCAACUCCUCCUUCAGCAUCACCUGCUCUGGCUGGAGUAACGUCACCUGGCGCUUCAAGCGGGAGGAGAAAGUUCCGGAGUUCCACACCGAGAAGCGAAGUCCCUCCUCCAGCAUUCUCAGUCUGGAGCAGGUGACGUGGAGACAAACGGGCGUCUAUGUGUGUUUAGAGAACGGGACAAACGAGACCAGAGAGGUGGCUGUGUUUGUGCCUGAUCCUGAGGUGUGGUUCCUUGAGAACGAUCAUGUCAUGGUGACUAAGACGCGAGAGGAAGGCACGAUCCCAUGUCUGGUAACGGAUCCCUCGAUAAACGUCACGCUGUACGAGAAAGACUCAGAGAUAAUGGUGGAGGGUUCGUACAACCCCAGCAUGGGCUACACCGCCGCCCUGGAGGACAGAACCUACAAAUGCAAAGGAGAGCUGAACGGAGAGGAGAAAGAGUCCAUCCCCUUCUACGUCUUCAGUAUAUUUGCUCCCGAGGCUCUGGAUCCCUACAUCAACGCCUCCAAAACGGUCCUGAAACAGGGCGAGACGCUGAACGUCAACUGCACCGUUCAUGGCGCGGAGCUCGUCUUCUUCCUUUGGGACAUUCCCGACAUAAACGCGGGGGGCGUUGAGCUCUUGACCGAUGUCCUGUCGUCCAUGAGCAUGCGGUCCUGUCUCAACAUCACAGACGUGUCUCUGGCCAGAUCAGGACAGUAUGUUUGUCACGUGCAUGAGGGUGUGCUGAACCAGAGAGCUUCAGCCAGUAUAGACAUCACUGUACUGGAGAAAGGAUUCGUGGCUCUUUCUUCUCAUCUGGACAGGAACGUCUCGGCGCUGCUCGGAGAAAACGUGGAGCUGAAGGUGAAGAUCGAGGCGUAUCCCAAACCCACCGUCCUCUGGACUAAAGACGGCGCUGCUAUUAGAGGACACAACACCAGACAGGAAAACGAGACCCGGUUUGUCAGCACACUGACCCUGGUCAGGAUCCAACUGGAGCAGAUGGGUCUCUACACCAUCAGUGUCCAAAACCAAGAUGACUUUAAAGAGUUGACCUUUGACCUAGAGGUGAAAGUUCCUCCUCAGAUAACUGAACUCUCUGACCAUCAGCUGCCUGGUAAGAAGCACGCGGUCACCUGUGUGGCGGAGGCAGUGCCGUCUCCCAGCAUUCAAUGGUUCAGCUGUGACAGCAUGCCCAAGUGCAGUAACAGAAGUGUGGCGUGGAGCCCUCUAGUGGAGGAUCCCGAGAAAGUCACCAUCCAGACCAACGUCAGCUACAACAUCACACACAAGAUCCACCAGGUGCACAGUCAGGUGACUCUCCUGCAGCCGCAGCUGCUCACCAUCCGCUGCGAGGCCCGCAACGAGAGAGGAGCUCGAGCCCGAGACAUCAGACUGGUCAACAGCACAUUGUUUUCUCAGGUGGCCGUUCUGGCUGCUGUCUUAGCGCUGGUGGUCAUCGCCAUCAUCUCCAUCAUCAUCCUCAUCGCUGUGUGGAGGAAGAAGCCGCGCUAUGAAAUCAGGUGGAAGGUGAUUGAAUCGGUCAGUUUGGAUGGACACGAGUACAUCUACGUCGACCCCAUUGACCUGCCCUAUGACCUGGCCUGGGAGAUGCCGCGGGACAGUCUGGUGCUGGGUCGGACGCUGGGAUCUGGAGCCUUCGGGCGUGUUGUCGAGGCGACGGCGUACGGUCUCGGCCGUUCCCAAUCCGCCACUAAAGUGGCAGUGAAAAUGCUGAAAUCGACGGCUCGGAGGAGCGAGACUCGAGCUCUGAUGUCUGAACUCAAGAUCAUGAGUCACCUGGGUCCUCACCUCAACAUCGUCAACCUGCUGGCCGCCUGUACCAAACCCGGUCCGCUAUAUCUGGUGACAGAAUACUGUCGCUAUGGCGAUCUGGUUGACUAUCUGCACAGGAACAAGCACAGCUUCCUGCAGCACUACGCCGACAAGAACCACAGCCAGAUCUGUAACGACAGCGAUGUGUCGACCAGGAAAGAAUACGUGUCGUUCGGCAGCGAGUGUGAUGGAGGAUACAUGGACAUGACCAAAGACAAGCAGACCGAAUACGUGCCAAUGCAGGAGCUCUCAGACUCCAUCAAGUAUGCAGAUAUCCAGCCAUCACCCUACGAGUCUCCUUACCAGCAAGACAUCUACCAGGAGCAAGGUACAGAACAUACUCAACCACUGGUCAUCAGUGAUUCUCCGCUUCUGAGCUACACUGAUCUCGUGGGUUUCAGUUAUCAGGUGGCCAAGGGCAUGCAGUUCCUGGCAUCAAAGAACUGUGUCCAUCGGGAUCUGGCAGCAAGAAACGUUUUGAUCUGUGAGGGCAAACUGGCCAAGAUCUGUGACUUUGGACUGGCCAGAGACAUCAUGCACGACAACAACUACAUCUCCAAAGGCAGCACGUUUCUUCCUCUGAAGUGGAUGGCGCCGGAGAGCAUCUUUCAUAACCUGUACACCACGCUGAGUGACGUCUGGUCCUACGGCAUCUUACUGUGGGAGAUUUUCACUCUGGGAGGAACCCCGUAUCCAGACCUGCCCAUGAAUGAGUUGUUUUACAGUGCUCUGAAGAGAGGAUACCGCAUGGCUAAACCCUCGUACGCCUCCGACGACAUUUAUGAGGUCAUGAGGAAAUGUUGGGAUGAGAAGUUCGAGAAGCGUCCGGAGUUCUCCUUUUUGGUGCACACAAUGGGGAACAUGCUGUCAGACGGUUAUAAAAAGAGAUACUCUCAGGUCAGCGACAGCUUUCUGAAGAGUGAUCACCCUGCGGUGGCCCGUGUGAAGCCGUGUGUCCCGUCUCCAUUCCCGGGAACCUUCCCUCCUCAGUCUCCCGCCUCAGAUCCGAGCCCAAACCCGACCCCGCGCCCGCAGGCCAACGGAGAGAGCACUGACGCUCCGCACAAUGAGUACAUCAUCCCCAUCCCCGAUCCCAAACCGGAGGAGGAGACCCAGGACGGGCCGGUACUGACGGAAAUCCCCUCGAGCUUGUUAAGUUCUGAUGAGGAGACGGUCUCCAUGGAAACCCCGAGCACCGAACCCGAGCGCGAGGAGCUGCUGUCAGAUCAUUCUGGAAGUCCAGAAGUGGAGGAGAGCUUCCUGUGACACACUCCUGCUUCCUGUCAUCAUGAAGUAAUUUUAAUGUACAUUUUGAGCAGAUUUUUAUCAAAUGCAUCAGAAUGAUAUGCUAGAUUUCCUCAUGUGUCCUUAAAGACCGUCUGUGAAGGUUGAGGCUUGAACCAGACCAGUUCUUCAUUGUUUUUGUAUUCUUUCUUACUAAGGUGGUACAAUGCAGUAUUAUAAACUGCAGAAGGCAAAGCUACAAUCAGCUGAUAUGUACAUUAGUUGUGUUAUGGUUUAAAAUCAAACUUCAAACUGUCAAUCAGCACACAAAUAUGAUGUGCUAUAUCAUACUUUUUUGUGUUAAAAUCAAUCUCAGCAUUUUUGAAAUUAAGUGCAUAUUUCAUUU